AUGUUUUCAUUGAAAAUCAAUUGUUAUUUUGAUGAAAAUCAAGGGCCGGCAAAAAUAAUUAUUGAUAAACCACCGAUGCAGUUAAAAAAAAGUAAAAUAAACGUUUGUGAUCACAAAAUUUCAAAAAUUCAUCUUCCUCACAAUAAGGAAAAUGUAAUACAUCAACCAGAACAUUUACCGCGCAAAACUGUUUUCAAGGAUAUGUUAAAUAAUUAUCAUCCAUGUUUCAAUCCAACAAAAUCAAAUUUCAAACCAAAAAUACUUAAAACUAAUAUCAAGUCAAAACUACGAUGUUUAAGGGUUUAUCAUCCUCCUCGAAAAAGGAUUAUGAACAAAUGUAAAGAAAAAUUAGAAAAAACUGGGCAUUUAUGUGAUUUUGUAAAUAAAACGACGAUUUGUAAAUGUAAAAAUAAAAAAAUGGGGACUUUUGAUAACAAUAAAUUAUAUAUAAAAAAAGAUGCAGAACACGUUCAAACAUCGAGUAGGGAUUCGGCAUAUAAUGGAGGAAUAUCAUCCCUUCCAGAGAGUAGAAGUGUCACUCCUGAUUCCAGACCAAAAAAAAAUGUUGUUUCUUAUUCUAUUGAAAUACCCAACGAUGAUAAUAAAACUGGUCCCGCCGAUAAUUCAGAUAUAAACGAAUACGUUGAAGAAGAUAUUAAAAAUCCACAAAAUUCUGAAAUGAGUUCGAGUAGUAGAAAUGAUACUCCAAGGGAUAACGAAACUAAAACUCUUCGUAUUUAUCAUAAAUCAAAGGAUGAAGAAAAUGAAAAAAUGAGGUAG
Messenger RNA from Pediculus humanus corporis (human body louse), 780 nucleotides. RefSeq lists its product as uncharacterized. NCBI's taxonomy places the organism in Eukaryota, Metazoa, Arthropoda, Insecta, Psocodea, Pediculidae. The record is from RefSeq and is a predicted model, not a curated record. The transcript is spliced from 4 exons. Bases 1 to 780 code for a protein of 259 amino acids.